Molecule: messenger RNA, 1768 nt
Organism: Zootermopsis nevadensis
Lineage: Eukaryota; Metazoa; Arthropoda; Insecta; Blattodea; Termopsidae
Source: RefSeq, a predicted model, not a curated record
GUGCAUUGUUAUGUUACCUAAGAAACUAAUUGUUACAUCAUCUGUUUACUCGACGAUGUUGUGUUAAAUUACUGCCGUCAACAAUCCGCUUUCGUUAUUGCGGAAGGAGCUGAUCUGUGAAUCACCUGUAGAAGUGUGUCGUAGACUAGAUAAUUUUGUGCUGAAACAUCCUGAAACUCGGAAAGAACAUAAGGAAGAAACUUUGUAAGGACAUCAACCUAUCAUUGAUCUUCGUCAUGCAGCUUAAGUUAGAGAACCAAUGUACCAACAAAACAAAGCUGGAAUUGAUGCUAUAAAAGAUUAAGAUUUGACCAAAAAACAUAGAGGUUCAGGAUAGUGUAUUUAGUGAUAUCUAGUGAUACAUUUUUAGUUUAAUUUCUUUAGCUUGAGGUGUAAUACCCAAUAGGUGAAAGGAGUGACUUACAGGUGACUGAGUAUUUAUUGUACUUCUAACAUGGAUAAGUUAACUGUUGAAGAGAAUAAGGAAAUUGUUACAGGGAAGUUGCUGCGACACGAAAUUGAACGCCAGCAAGAACUGGAACGAAAACAAGAAAAGAAAGAACAAACUUCAUCAAGUAUUGAACAAAUUAGCUACUAUGCUGACACAUUUACAGAGAACAGGCAUGACAUAGAAAGUGCUCUGAAUGCAGCUGAUUUGGGAGAAGUUGAUAAAAAUCAACUCCCUUCCCAUUUUGACAAGAUCAGCAAAGAUAUUCAGAGUCUUCAGCGAUUCGUUUCUGCUUCAGCAUUCUAUCUGCGAGGGUAUGACAUUCGUAAAGCACAGGAAGCUGUUCAGAGUUUGCAGCAGAAGUGUCAGGAACUUGAAGAACGACUGCUAUCAAAAAAGAAAUUUGGUUUUAAGCUAAAGAAUGUUGGUAAUAAUAUUAGAAAGGAAUCAUCUCUUAAAAAAAUUGAAGACACUGUUGAUUCAACAUCCCUUGCCAAGUUACAAUUGAACAAGAUUGUAUGUGGGCAUGCUGGAAAUAUCUGUGGUUUUUCUGAUAGAACGGGAGAGACUUUGUCACUCUCGCAUGAAGUAAUAUGCAAGAAAGAUGUAUUACUAACAAAUUUAGGAAGCUGCACUAUCAGACUGACUGGCUCUCCUAGCACUCUUCACAUUACGUCACUUCACAAUUGCACAGUUAUGUCUGGACCAAUUGCAACAUCAGUGUUUGUUGAUGAUUGUAAAGAUUGCAUUUUUAUUGUUGCUUGUCAGCAGAUGCGCAUCCACAACACAAAAGACUGUGACUUCUACUUACAUGUCACUAGUAGAGCUAUUAUUGAAGAUUCAACUCAAGUGAGAUUUGCUCCUUACAAUUGGAAGUAUGAGAAUAUGGAGAACCAUUUUAAAAUAGCUGGCUUAAAUAUAAAUAUAAAUAACUGGAAUUUGGUAAAUGAUUUUAACUGGUUGGCAAGUGAUGAACCUUCGCCCAACUGGUGUAUAUUGAAAGAUGUUGAAAAGAAAUGUGAUUGGGUAUGAUUAGUGGGAAGAUAAAUAUGUAAUAUGAAAUGCAAUGAUGUAAUUAUGCGAUGAUAGGACAUAAAUGUUUUACUGGCUUCUCAGAUAUGUUUCUGGAAAACAACAGAAAAUGUAAGAUUUGAGGUUUUCACAGCUGUGAGUAUGAAGACAGAAAUCUUCAACAAAAGAAAAUGUUUCCUCAUUAAAAUGCUUCUGCAGAUUUAACAUUUUUAAUUUUUCGUGCUUGUUAACCUUAUUUCUGUUUGAAUGUAAUAAAUCACUUAAAUAUAGCCAUUUGUCUAUGUUCAA